AUGGGCACGUCCCACCUCCCCUCUUGUCGCCCUCUGAUUCCAGCUCAGAACUUGGCCCUGGGGCGCCCAGCCACUCAGUCCUCCACGCUCGAGAAUAAAGAGACAGGAAAAGCCGUGGCUGAAAAGGCCGUGGAUGGAAAACGCGAUGGGAAGUGGGUACAAGGUUCCUGCAGCCACACCCAGUUCGACACAGAGCCGUGGUGGACCGUGGACUUGGGCAGUAGUCAGUCUGUCUCCGCGGUGAUCGUGAAGAACAGGGAGGACGAAUGCUGUGGGGAAAGAAUCAGGGGAGCCCAGAUCCACGUGGGAGACUCCUUGGCUGACAAUGGCAAGCAGAACCCCAUCUGCGGGACCAUCACCGAUACCAGACCGGGAUCCGUCAGCACCAUCUGUUGCUACGGGCUGGAGGGCCGCUACGUCACCAUCGUCAUCCCGGGAAGGGCGGAGUAUCUCACCCUGUGUGAGGUCGAGGUCCUAGCUCAGGGCUGUGCCCCACCACCAGGGGCUCGGAACUUGGCGCUGGGGCGCCCGGCCACACAGUCCUCCACGUACGUCGAUAACGACGGGACUGGAAAUGCCGUGGCUGGAAAGGCCGUGGAUGGAAAACGCGAUGGGAAGUGGGUACAAGGCUCCUGCAGCCACACCCAGCUCGACACAGAGCCGUGGUGGACCGUGGACUUGGGCAGUCGUCAGUCUGUCUCCGCGGUGAUCGUGAAGAACAGGGAAGACGAAUGCUGUGGGGAGAGAAUCAGGGGAGCCCAGAUCCGCGUGGGAGACUCCCUGGCCGACCAUGGCAAGCAGAACCCCAUCUGCGGGACCAUCACCGACACCAGACCGGGAUCCGUCAGCACCAUCUGCUGCUAUGGGCUGGAGGGCCGCUAUGUCACCAUCGUCAUCCCGGGCAGGGCGGAGUAUCUCACCCUGUGUGAGGUUGAGGUCAUAGCUCACGGCUGUGCCCCACCGCCAGGGGGUACCAAGGCGGGCACCGGUACCAGUAGUGGCCAGCAGGUGCAAGCUGGCCAGGAGGAGAUUCCCCUGGAGGCUGGGACAGCACAUGCCUCCUUCUCCUCAUCACCAGAAGACGAGUUAAUGCUUAAGGGGUCUUCUCCUCCCCAGGAUGACCUGAGAGCCCACCGGGUCGCCUCUCAUUUGGGCCUUCAGGCGGAGGUGGUCAGGGAGAUGUCUGUGGUUUCCUGGACAUUUUGA
This is a messenger RNA of Chrysemys picta bellii (western painted turtle), 1206 nucleotides long. Lineage: Eukaryota; Metazoa; Chordata; Testudines; Emydidae. The record is from RefSeq and is a predicted model, not a curated record.